GCAACAGUCGAUCCGCAGACACAGAGAGAUCGUGGAGGUACACGCUCCCAAGAAAAAGAGAAAGAGAAGUCCGCUCCUUUGUGCGCGUUUUGCGCAGAAAUGCGGCGUCGUUAGUUGCGUCGAGCGGGAAAACACGUGAUUACCGACCGACGUGUAUCGUGACCAGAGCAAACGUGAGCCGAUGAGCCAGACGACGGAGGGAUGAGUUCAUGUUGAGCAAUGAGGCGGAGAGAACCGCGCACAGGAGCUCCAAUCUGAGACGGGACUUUCAGACAGACAGAGAUGGGAAAUUCAGAGAGCCAGUACAGCAUCCAGGGGCCGAAAGGCACCAGCUCCGUCUUCCCUGGGAAACCCAAGCCAUAUUCACUGAAGCUCCGCUCAGCCAAAGAUGAUGCUCUGUCUCCGCACACAUGGUGGAAAAGUGCCCCAGUGGGCUCAGGGUACAAGGCCAGGUGUGUUGGCCGUGGCUGUUUGUCCCCUCCCAAAAGCCGACUGCCUUACUCCGCUCGGCACUAUGACUAUGUCUCCAAGGGAUUGAGGGGCAGCCCAAGUGAGCAUCGCUGGCAUCGUGCCCCUGGAUGCGGUAUGCGAAAGCGUCACUUGUCAGAUGAGUACGAAGAUAAUCCGUAUGGGGCUGAGCUUAGCGGGAACACCCAGGAUGGACACGGUGACGAACAGAAGGUUUUGGAAGAACAGAGCAGCCCUCGGGUGGUGAUCAAGAAGGAUGGUAGUCUCAGGGUCGAGUUCACCAACUCCUCAGGAAGUCCCCUCCUUCUGCAAGAGGCCUCUGGCCCUGUACAACUCCUCAAGUUCUCUCCCAACCUGGAGUCUGCCUCCACUCCCAGUCUGCCUGGUUCCAGUGGAAGUGGCCUGGACGGCCACAGCAGUGGUCCCCCGCCGGCCUCUACCUCCUCCACGGCCAGGACCAGCAAAGGCAGCUCUCUGAGCUCUGAUGGCUCAUGGUACGACUCCCCCUGGGGGCCCGGCACAGAGCUGUGUGAGCAGGACCAACCCUGCUCUGCAAGCAGGACUCUAGUUCACUCCCCCAUCCUCCAGCUUGACUCAUUCACUGAGCAAUCUCCCCCUGUGUCCAUCACGGACCUCUACCGGGACUCCUCAAUGGCCGCCACCUUUCCCACAGCCAGGGACCUGUCCUCCCAGUUACAGGAGCCUCCACGAGGCCAGAGGCCACACCGAGCCUCCUUUGCGUCUGUCCUUGACGUGCCCUUGGAGGAAGAAUGCCUCGAGGGCCGGCAGUACUCAUCAUACACCCUGCCCUGUCGCAGGCCCAAAGCCCACACCAUGGGUGAGGACCUGGACCAGUACCCUGACCAGGAACAGCACCAGGAGCAGGGUGUGCCAGAUUUUGGCGCCCACAAGAAAGACUCCAUCAAAAACCGCAUCAGACGCUUAAGUGACUGGACCGGCAGCCUCAGCCGCAAGAAGAGGAAGUCUCAGGAAUCCAGGUACAAGGACUUGAGCGACGCCUUUGACAGUGGAGUCGACGGCCUGACUGCGGACACCAGCUCCCCCUCCCAGGUCUCUAGCGUCCUCUGGUUCCCGGGAGCGUCCAGGGCCCAGUCUUCGGGAGCCAUUCCCCAAACAACCAGCGACGCCCUCCGCCAGAACAUUUAUGAGAACUUCAUGAGGGAGUUGGACAUGGGCACGGGACAGGGAGGAGGGGGUGGAGGCGAGAGGAGAGACCCGUCCACCGGCACCGAAGAGGGGGAGAGCAGCAGCGAGUCGGCAGAGGGCUCUCUGGAGGAGCUGGACCUGCUGUUUGAGAAGGAGCAGGGGGUGGUCCGACGGGCCGGCUGGCUCUCUUUUAAACCCCUGGUGACGCUGCACAAGGACAGGAAGCUGGAGCUGGUGAACCGCCGCAAGUGGAAGCAGUACUGGGUGACCCUGAAAGGAUGUACGCUGCUGUUCUACGAGACUUACGGUAAAGGCUCUCCGGAGCACGAGCUGUCGCCUCGCUACGCUCUCUUGGCCGAGGACAGCAUCGUCCAGUCUGUUCCCGAGCAUCCCAAAAAAGAGAACGUCUUCUGCCUUAGCAACUCAUACGGAGACGUUUACCUCUUCCAGGCCAGCAACCAGACCGACCUGGAGAACUGGGUGACGGCCAUCCACUCUGCCAGCGCCUCGCUGCUGGCCAAGCGCCAGGGGAAGGAGGACACGGUGCGCCUGCUGCGGAGCCAGGUCCGAGGCCUGCUGCAGAAGAUCGACAUGGACGGCAAGAUGAAGAAGAUGGCCGAGCUGCAGCUGACGGUGGUCAACGACCCAAAGAACCGCAAAGCCAUUGAGAACCAGAUCCAGCAGUGGGAGCAGAAUCUGGAGAGGUUCAACAUGGAUCUCUUCAGGAUGCGCUGUUACCUGGCCAGUCUGCAGGGCGGAGAGCUGCCCAACCCGAAGAGCCUGCUAGCGAUCGCCAGCCGUCCCACCAAAACCACCCUGGGGCGCCUGGGGAUCUUCUCCGUCUCAUCCUUCCACGCACUGAUCUGUUCCAGAGACGAGGCCACUCUCCGGAGGCGCUCGCUGUCCCUGACUUACAGACAGCGCAAGAGGGGCCUUUUCUCUUCGCUCAAAGGCCUCGACAACCUCACGAAGAGGGGGCGUGACAAGAGGCCGUCUGCAUCACAGCUCUUCGAGGGUGACGCCGGAGGUCAAACGUACGCCCUGCCUCCCCGCAGCACCGAGAGGCUGGACGUGCUGACCAGUAUCUACUCCAUGUCGCCCCCCGAGGGCGGUGCGUGGGACAGCAUCAGCUCCGCCGCAGACGUGCUCACGUGUGUCUACAUGCCAGACGGCCUCGCAGUCCAAGUUCCCGUCAGGAGAGACCAGACGACCGCCGACCUCCUGUCUGCAGCCUGCAAGGUGAAACAGCUGGACCCUGCUUGGCACUGCGUCCGACUGCACAGGCGAGCGGGGCAGGACGCAGAGGUUCGAUGCGUGGCGCCCGGAGAGCUCGUCGGCGAUGUGGCCAAUGGUCAGUUGGAGGUUUUCCCCGUUAAUGUGUUUACACUGCACAUGAGCAGGCCGAGCGGCUCCGGAGACUUUGGUUUCGCGGUGACAGGACACAUCGACAGCCAAAGGAACAGCCGCAUCUUUGUCAGUGAGGUGCUUCCUGAUGGACUGGCCUUCAAUGAAGGUCUGCGGCCAGGUGAUGAGAUCCUGACUCUGAACGGCCGGUGUGUGUCGGGUCUGGACCUGGCGCUGAUCCAGACGCUGUUUGCCGAACAAACCCUGCACCUGAGCCUGAGGCGGGACGGGCCCCUGCCGCCGAACGCGGCGUCCAACCACCCGGCCCCUCCCGCGAAACUAGACCUGGAAGUUCGCAGCAAGCACCACCGAGCCAAGUCCUCCUCAGAUGUUUGUUCUGCAGCCGAUGGAGUCGAGCCCCUGUGCGUAGGACUAGAAAACGGUCCCUCCCACUGCGCACACAGGCCUGUUCAGCACAGCAAGAGCGUGGACACUGUUUGCACUCUGUACCAGUCCUUUCAGGAUGGGGCGGGCUCAGGCGCCGGGGGUCUGAUGGAGGACGCCAAGGAGCCUCGGGUUCGGCAGGGAGGGGAGCCGGGGUCAGGUCCCGCGGGAGAGGCCACCCUGCUCAGACCUUGCCCCAAGCACAUGAGCGCCACCGAGAGGUUACGGAAGGUCAUCCAGGAGCUGGUGGACACGGAGAAGUCCUAUGUGAAGGACCUGGCCUGUUUGUUCGAGAUCUACUUGAAACCUCUGCACAACGAGAGCUUCCUCACACUGGACGAGAUGGAGAGUCUGUUUGGCAGCCUUCCAGAGAUGUUGGACUUCCAGAGGGUCUUCCUACAGACGCUGGAGGAGAGGAUUGCCUCCUCGCCUGACUUCAGCACCCUGGAGACCCCCUCACAGUUCAAGAAGCUGCUGUUUUCUCUCGGGGGUUCGUUUCUCUACUACGCCGACCACUUCAAGCUUUACAGCGGCUUCUGCGCCAACCACAUCAAGGUCCAGAAGGUCCUGGAGAGAGCUAAGACGGAUCAGGCCUUCAAGGAAUUCCUGGAUGCGAGGAACCCCACCAAGCAGCACUCAUCCACGCUGGAGUCCUACCUGAUUAAACCCGUGCAGAGGGUGCUCAAGUACCCCCUGCUGCUCAGGGAGCUGGUCUCGCUUACUGAUGCUGACAGUGAGGAGCACUACCAUCUCACAGAGGCUCUGAAAGCCAUGGAGAAGGUGGCCAGCCACAUCAAUGAGAUGCAGAAGAUCUACGAGGAUUAUGGCUCGGUGUUUGACCAGCUUGUCGCCGAGCAGACUGGCCACGAUAAGGAGGUCACAGAAAUCUCCAUGGGCGAGUUUCUCAUGCAUUCCUCGGUUGUCUGGCUCAACCCGCAUCCGUCGUUGGGUCGCAUGAGAAAAGACCCUGAGAUGACCGUGUUUGUGUUCAAGAAAGCAGUGAUAUUGGUCUACAGGGAAAACAACAAGCUGAAGAAGAAGAUGGCCAACCCUCGUUCAGCACUUUCUCACGGAGAUUCAGACCCUUUUAAAUUCCGUUGGCUCAUCCCGCUCUCUGCGCUGCAAGUCAGAUUGGGAAAUACUGCAGGAGCAGGCACAGAGAGCAGCUGCAUCUGGGAGCUGAUUCACUCAAGGUCUGAAGUGAAAGGGAGACCAGAGACCGUCUUCCAGCUGUGCAGCAGCGGGCCAGAGAGCAAGGUCAACAUCAUCAAGGUGAUCCGCUCCAUCCUGAGGGAGAACGUGAGGAGGAACAUGAAGAGCGAGGGCACGCUGGAGAGGGGCUGUAAGGAGCGCCUGGCCCCUCUGCGCAGCAUCCUGCCUUCCUCCGCUCGGCUAGGUUCCUCCAGAGCUUCCUGGUUAUGCAAGCAGCCCCUUGGAGAUCUCUCCACCCAGGCAGGAAACCUCAAGCUGGGGCCAGACUCGGACGAGGGAAGCUUGAGCAGUGGAACCUGCAGUUUGUCGGGGGCUCCUCCACCUAGCACCUCCUCCGACUCGCAUAUCCUCCCCAGCGGGCAGAGCUGGUCUCAGACACCUGGGUCCAAUCCACAGCCACGCUCGGCCUCCGUCAAAGAAUCAGAUAUUUUGAGUGACGAGGAUGAUGACGGUUUUAGUGAGGGGGGGACGAGGAUGGACAGUGGAGACAGCAGCUCCCCAGCGAGCACCAUUGAGGCUCAGUUCCUUCAGCUUACACUUUCAGAGGACGCUGUGUCACAAUGUGCACUGGCACCCUGUGUUCAACCCGAAGGUUACGGGGACACUCCGGAGACCCAACCCAAACUGACGAGGGGACACUUCGGUGCGGUUAAGAGGAAACCCAACAGUUUCAGGAGGAGUCAGGCCGCACUGUUGAACAUGAAGGAGCACAGCAGGUCACUGGACAGCCAGACGGAUGCAGCGUCAUCAUCCGGCGUGGUGGACCUCAACGCGUUGCUGGAGAGAGAGUUCAGUGUUCAAAGCCUGACGUCUGUCGUCAAUGAAGACUGUUUCUAUGACCCAGCUGAGAGCUGUGCCACUGACUCUGGAAAUGCCACCUCCUCUUAGAGAGUAGGGAUGUACAAGACUAUACUGUGCUCACGCCCCAGUGGCCAUAAGGUCAGAGUGGCUGACCCAAGCCCGUUCAUCGCAAUCGGGGAAACCCCCGUUAAUCACUGCCCGCUCUACCAGGGUGGCCGUGAAGCUGUGCCUCAAUUCAGAAGUCGUUCAGUAAGCCACACGCCUGCCUGCCUGCUAAAGGGUGUAGAUGUUUUCUAAUGGGAGCUUAUUUGGCUAACAGACAGUUUUUCUCCUUGAGGUGAAAUUAAGUGAUUUCUGUCCCGGUGAUGAUGACUGCAAUGAUUUUUCAAGCACUGAUGCAUACUCACGAUCUCCUCAGCUCUCUGGGCUUUGCCUCUUCCCCGUACUCCAUCCAAGUUUCCCCUCAGCUCAUGCAGAUUAGCAAUUUCCAUUCCGCUUGAUGAAGAAGAGGCGAGAAUGUCCUUGUUCUGUCAGUCCCAAAGUUGAAAGAGGAGUCCAGAGUGCAUAUAUCUCCUCAGGAUGGUUGGUCAGUCACGUUGGCGCUUUGCGACCGUUCUGAAACAUGGGUUCAGGAUUAAUGAAGUUUUCAUUUGUAUUCAGUUUCACAGAACCAAAGACUGUAGGUCACCACUUACUCCAAAUAAUAUUUGUAAAGAAAAAGAAACGAAAGAGGCACUGAGGCUGGUCGUCAGACUCACAGAUAAGAACGAACAUUGGCUUAAAAGAACAGGAAGCAACUAAGCCUUUUUGCGGUAUUUUGUGCACUAAAGUACACUGUUUGCCUAUAUAUUUGAAAUAUUUUUCAUUUGUACAGCUUUUAAUGUUAUUUCUGCUGUUUUUUAAUUUAUUAAUUAGGUUUGAUUAUGUAUAUCUUAGCAAAGUAACUUUUUGGGUGAAGGCUUGAACAGUUGGGUAAAGAUUUGUUCUACUCUUAAAAUAAAAAUACAUAAUACAGUUUGACGUUUAUUCACUUCAUUUUAAAUGCAGCCAACUGGAUUUUCCCCAUCUUUCCCUUAAGACUGUAAUUUCUGGUUCAUGCAUUUGAAUGUACAAAAGUUUUUUUGAGAUAUGGCUGCUUAAUUGAUUUAAACUGCAAUAAUGUUUAAAACCCAAUGUUUCUUUAUAUGUUUAUGUCCUGUAUAUAUCAUCUUUGCUAUCUUUGACACAUUUAUGUAUUCUCUCGUGCAUACUUGACACUGUACAGAUGAGCAGUAAGGCAGGAAUUUGCAGUAAAUUCACCCAAUAUUUUUGUGAAUCAGUGUUUGCCGUACAGAGGCAGACCACUACAACAUUCUUUACCUUCUCAGCUCAAAUUGACCACGCCUUUAACGCUAGGAUACCAAUGAAUGUGAAUGCCCUGUUAUUCCAUUUUUUUUUAUGGAAAUGUUUUAUAAAUAAAAGUUUUAUCUGUGAA
Messenger RNA from Scophthalmus maximus (turbot), 6910 nucleotides. It is a transcript of the gene tiam2a, whose product is annotated as TIAM Rac1 associated GEF 2a. The transcript has 27 exons. The record is from RefSeq and is a predicted model, not a curated record. The coding region runs from base 283 to 5523 and encodes 1746 amino acids. Gene Ontology annotation, cellular component: membrane; synapse. Gene Ontology annotation, molecular function: guanyl-nucleotide exchange factor activity; protein binding. Gene Ontology annotation, biological process: small GTPase-mediated signal transduction; activation of GTPase activity; positive regulation of axonogenesis. NCBI's taxonomy places the organism in Eukaryota, Metazoa, Chordata, Actinopteri, Pleuronectiformes, Scophthalmidae.